CCUGCCCGCACCCUCCCCCCGGCCUGGCCGGCGCCCCCUCGCGCCCCGGGCGGGCCCUGCACGUCUCGCGAGCGGCCCGGAGCGGCGGGGAAGGCGGGGCCCGCGGGCGGCCGGGCAGGGCUGGGGCGGCGCGAGCCCGGGCCGGAGCGGGGCGAAGCGGGCCGAGCGGUGGGCCAGGCCGGGCCGGGCAGGGCCGGGGCGUGGGCCGGCGGGAAGAUGGCGAACGUGGGGCUGCAGUUCCAGGCGAGCGCCGGGGACGCGGACCCGCAGAGCCGGCCCCUGCUGCUGCUCGGGCAGCUGCACCACCUGCACCGCGUGCCCUGGAGCCACGUCCGCGGGAAGCUGCAGCCCCGGGUCACCGAGGAGCUUUGGCAGGCUGCCCUGAGCACCCUCAACCCCAACCCCACGGACAGCUGUCCCCUCUACCUGAACUACGCCACCGUGGCUGCCUUGCCCUGCAGGGUGAGCCGGCACAACAGCCCCUCGGCUGCCCACUUCAUCACGCGGCUGGUGCGGACCUGCCUGCCGCCCGGAGUGCAUCGCUGCAUUGUGAUGGUCUGCGAGCAGCCCGAGGUCUUUGCCUCCGCCUGUGCCCUGGCCCGGGCCUUCCCACUGUUCACCCACCGCUCAGGUGCCUCUCGGCGCUUGGAGAAGAAGACGGUCACUGUGGAGUUUUUCCUGGUGGGACAAGACAACGGGCCAGUGGAGGUGUCCACGCUGCAGUGCUUAGCAAAUGCCACAGAAGGCGUGCGGCUAGCAGCCCGCAUCGUGGACACACCCUGCAACGAGAUGAACACCGACACCUUCCUUGAGGAGAUUAACAAAGUUGGAAAAGAGCUGGGGAUUGUCCCAACCAUCAUCCGGGAUGAGGAACUGAAGACAAGAGGAUUUGGAGGAAUCUAUGGGGUUGGCAAAGCCGCCCUGCACCCCCCAGCCCUGGCAGUCCUCAGCCAUACCCCGGAGGGAGCCACGCAGACCAUCGCCUGGGUAGGCAAAGGCAUCGUCUAUGACACUGGGGGCCUCAGCAUCAAAGGGAAGACUACCAUGCCAGGGAUGAAGCGGGACUGCGGGGGCGCCGCGGCUGUCCUGGGGGCCUUCAGAGCCGCAAUCAAGCAGGGUUUCAAAGACAACCUCCAUGCUGUGUUCUGCUUGGCUGAGAACUCAGUGGGGCCCAACGCGACGAGGCCAGAUGACAUCCACCUGCUCUACUCAGGGAAGACAGUGGAAAUCAACAACACGGAUGCCGAGGGCAGGCUGGUGCUGGCAGACGGUGUGUCCUAUGCUUGCAAGGACCUAGGGGCUGACAUCAUCGUGGACAUGGCUACCCUGACCGGGGCUCAGGGCAUUGCUACAGGGAAGUACCACGCCGCGGUGCUCACCAACAGUGCUGAGUGGGAGGCAGCCUGCGUGAAGGCCGGCAGGAAGUGCGGGGACCUGGUGCACCCGCUGGUCUACUGCCCCGAGCUGCACUUCAGCGAGUUCACCUCAGCCGUGGCUGACAUGAAGAACUCGGUAGCGGACCGAGACAACAGCCCCAGCUCCUGUGCCGGCCUCUUCAUUGCCUCACACAUUGGCUUCGACUGGCCCGGAGUCUGGGUCCACCUGGACAUUGCUGCGCCGGUGCACGCCGGUGAGCGAGCCACGGGCUUCGGCGUGGCCCUCCUGCUGGCGCUCUUCGGCCGUGCCUCUGAGGACCCUCUGCUAAACCUGGUGUCCCCGCUGGGCUGCGAGGUGGACGUCGAGGAGGAGGACAUGGGGAGGGACUCCAAGAGACGCAGGCUAGUGUGAGGCUUCUGCCUCGGCCCUGACACACAGGGAUCUUUUACCUCACUUUGCACUGAUUAAUUUUAAGCAAUUGAAAGAUUGCCCUUCCGAUGGGUUUUGGUUUGUC
This is a messenger RNA of Cebus imitator (Panamanian white-faced capuchin), 1891 nucleotides long. RefSeq names its product aminopeptidase like 1 (gene NPEPL1). The record is from RefSeq and is a predicted model, not a curated record. The transcript is spliced from 12 exons. Gene Ontology annotation, cellular component: cytoplasm. Bases 217 to 1788 code for a protein of 523 amino acids. Gene Ontology annotation, biological process: proteolysis. Lineage: Eukaryota; Metazoa; Chordata; Mammalia; Primates; Cebidae. Gene Ontology annotation, molecular function: manganese ion binding; metalloaminopeptidase activity.